AAUGCGGACAAUCAAGGCAAAUUAUUUCGAGCUGUGAAAGACCUUUUGGUUGAGAAGAACACGCUAUGUUUCUCUGACUAUACGGAUACGACGGCACUGGUAAACGAGUUAGGGAUGUAUUUUGUGCAGAAAGUUAUUCGGAUUCGAGAUGAGCUCGAUUUGGGUAUCUCGACUACGAAGGAUGUCCCGGAUUAUAGUGACACUAUACCUGACCCACCGGCUCCAUCUGUUUUUUAAUCAUUUGCGUUGCUGACGGAGGACGAUGUGCGCAUACUCAUUGCCAACUCUAAAUCCACAUCCUGCUGUCUUGAUCCUGUCCCAACGCCUCUACUAAAAUCAUGUAUCGAGUCUCUUAUACCAGUGAUCACUAAAAUAAUUAACACCUCAUUGGAAUCAGGAGAUAUCCCCCGAAGACUGGAAAGUGGCCGUAGUCAAACCAUUGUUAAAGAAACUGGGCCUUGACCCGCUGUUUAUGAACUUGCGUCCUGUUAGUAAUUUAGCUUAUAUCUCUAAGCUCAUUGAGCGUGCUGUAUUUAAUCAGCUUUAUGACCACUUGGUUCAGUCAGGUCUUUAUCCUCUACUGCAAUCAGCUUAUCGUCAGUACCAUAGCACAGAGACAGCGCUACUCAAGGUUGCUAACGAUAUUCUUAUGAAUAUGAACUCGCAACGCGUUACGUUACCUGUCCUUUUGGAUUUAAGCGCUGCGUUCGAUACAGUGGAUCAUGAGAUUUUACUGUCACGUUUGUCUUCGAGUUUUGGUAUUUGGGGAAAGGCUCUAGAGUGUUUUUUUUCAUAUUUGUCAGGGCGUAGCCAGCGCAUCGUGUUUGACGGAGUUACAUCAGACAGCUGUGAUGUGCGCUUCGGGGUCCCACAAGGGAGUUGCCUUGGUCCUCUUCUCUUUGUUAUGUACGCUUCAAAGCUUUUUGGGAUUGUUCAAGCACACCUCCCUGAUGCCCAUGGUUUUGCCGAUGAUACGCAAUUAUACCUGUCAUUCAAUCCUAAUAAUCCCGCUCAUCAAACGGAGGCGGUAUCUGCCAUGGAGGGAUGUAUUGGUGACUUGAGGAAAUGGAUGUAUCAGGACAAGCUAAAGUUAAAUGAUUUUAUGCAAUAA
Molecule: messenger RNA, 1111 nt
Organism: Paramuricea clavata
Lineage: Eukaryota; Metazoa; Cnidaria; Anthozoa; Malacalcyonacea; Plexauridae
Source: the annotation of a GenBank genome assembly